Sparassis crispa is the source of this 801-nucleotide messenger RNA. Its product is annotated as Probable octanoyltransferase. Gene Ontology annotation, cellular component: mitochondrion. Lineage: Eukaryota; Fungi; Basidiomycota; Agaricomycetes; Polyporales; Sparassidaceae. Bases 1 to 801 code for a protein of 266 amino acids. The record is from RefSeq and is a predicted model, not a curated record. Gene Ontology annotation, biological process: protein lipoylation. The transcript has a single exon. Gene Ontology annotation, molecular function: lipoyl(octanoyl) transferase activity.
AUGUCCAGCCUUCCUCCAGUACUCUAUCACUAUUUCUCCACACCUCUUCCAUACGCACGGACAUUAGCUUUGCAAGAACAACUUCAUGCCAUCCAGCUACAGCAUCGGCGCUCCUCCGGAACACAUCGAGACAUUCUACUCCUGCUACAGCACCGCCCAGUGUAUACUGCGGGACGACGCCAAGUUUCCACAUCUCCUGAGGUGGAAGUCGAGGCAAAACGUCUCCGAGGUAUAGGGGCCGACUUCGUCAACACUCUGCGGGGUGGAGAGACCACGUAUCACGGUCCCGGUCAAAUCGUUGGGUAUCCACUCUUGGAUCUUGGGAGAUGGUCACCACCGAUGGGUAUUCGAUCGUACAUCUGCAAUAUGCAGAAGAUGCUGCAGACACACUUGUUGGAAGCGCACGGUAUUCGCUACAUUUCGAGCGAGCAUACUGGCGUGUUCUUGGAUGAACAGACAAAGAUUGCCAGCAUUGGAGUGCAGGUCAGACACAGGUUUACGAGCCACGGGUUCUCCAUGAAUAUCACACGGGAGCCAUUAGCCUGGUUCGACAGAGUGGUUGCGUGUGGAUUAGCUGAUGUGAAGGCCGGAUGCAUCGCGGACGCCGUCAAGAAGGAUAGUUCGACGAUCACCGUUGAAGGGGAGAUAGAGGGCUUGGUAGAACGGUUUGGGAGAGUGUUCCAGCGGGAGAUGAUAAAGAUGGAUGUGAACCUUGCAGGAAUUGAUUUGAUGGGCGCUAUACGGGCAGUGGAAGAGGAUGCGGAGGGCGCAGGGGGCUGGUUGGCAGGACCGGCGCGAUGA